AGUUUAAAUGAAAGUGAACGAUGGACGACAGAACUGUCGACCAAAUUUUCGCCGGCAGUUUAGACAAUUUGCCGCCGGUCAGUUCGAAAAUCGUCAGGAUUUUUACCAGUUCUACGUUUACAGAUACAACAAUGGAAAGAAACACUUUGAUGGCGAAAUGUUAUCCAAAAAUUAAGGACUAUUGCAGAGAAAAACAUGGACUCGAAUUCCAGGUUGUCGACAUGCGUUGGGGCGUUAGAGACGAAGCAACGGACGAUCACAUGACCACUGAGCUGUGCAUGAAAGAAAUCCAAAACUGUCAACGUUUAUCGAUGGGUCCCAACUUUGUGGUGUUCCUGGGACAGAAGUACGGCUACAGACCCAUCCCCACGUACAUUCUUUCCUCCGAACUUCAAUUAAUUCGUGACGAACUGGCGAACACCGGACACGAUCCGACUUUGAUCGACACGUGGUAUAGAAAAGACAGCAAUGCUGUGCCGCCCAUUUCGGUACUUCAACCAAUUUCAUCCAUCCUUGUCAACUUUAACAACAAAAGGAUACCGAAAUUGCAAGCGGAGGAUCAAGCUAAAUGGUGGGACACUUUGAGUAAGUUCCAGAAACUGUUCAGAAAAGCAGCAGCCUCCUUAAACCAACAAGGAAAAAUGGACGACGACGCCACCCAUAAUUAUUUCAUGUCUGUAACCGAACGAGAAGUUAUCAACGGGAUCCUGAAUGUUAAGAACACAAAAAACCAUUGUUUGGCCUACAUCAGAUACAUAAAUAAUAUUAAUUUGCAAAAUCUUAAAAAGGCUUCCCUAUUUGUGGACAUAAUUAACAGAAGUUUGGACACGGAGUCGUCGAAGUUGUUGGCGAAUUUACGGGACGAAAGAUUGCCGAACAAAAUCGAAAGCAGCAACAUUCAAAAAUAUACUGUGGAGUGGAUAGGAAGAGAAGGUCUAGACAACGAGACGCACGAAGAUUAUUUAAAACACUUCAUCACCCAUUUUUACAAGAAUAUUAUUAAAUUGGUGGACAGGGCGAUGAGGAAAGAAGACUCAAGUGCUCAGGGACAAAUUGUGACAGAAAUUUUGCAACAUUUACACGCCUGCAAUAAUUCCGUCAAGGUGUUUUACGGCAGAGAGGAUAAUCUGGAGCACAUUCAUCGAUACAUGGUCGGAGACUCGGAUAAAAUCUUGGUGUUGUACGGAGAAGGAGGUUGCGGUAAGACCUCCCUCCUCGCCAAAGCGGCGAGCAUGUCCACAAGUACCGAAUGGUUCGAAAACUCCAAACCCAUCAGCAUCAUAAGAUUUCUUGGCACGACUCCGGAUUCCUCGGCGUUAACACCCACCUUAAUAUCUAUAUGCCAACAAAUACACUACAAUUUUAUGUUGCCAUUCGAGGGAAUCCCCGACGACUUGGUACCGUUAACGGCACAUUUUAAACAUUUGUUAACAAUGUCGACGAAAGAACAGCCGUUACUCUUGUUCUUGGAUUCGGUGGAUCAGUUAACGGGUACCCAGGACGCGAACAAAGUGUCCUGGAUACCCACCAGGUUGCCGCCUUUCUGUAAAAUCAUCGUGUCCUGUGCGCAGGAGGAGAGCAAUCCGGAAGUCUCCAAAGAAUACCACAUACUCAGACGCAUGAUUGACGUAGAGGAACAGUUUAUUGAAGUGAAGGCACUGGGGGAAGACUUGGCGAUGAGAGUCAUCAAAAUGUGGAUGAAGACGGCUUGCAGAGACUUGACGAAUUACCAAUGGAGGCUGGUGUCGAACGCCAUAGACAAAUGCAGUCUUCCCAUCUUCGUCAAGUUGGUUUUUGCGGAGAUUUGCCGCUGGAGGAGCUACACCAAAUCUCAAGACACCACUUUGGCAUCCACCGUUAUGGAUUCGAUCAUGAUGCUCUUUGAGAUAAUCGAAAAAAAGCAUGGUAGAAUAUUGGUGUUCCACGCGUUGGCGUACAUUACGGCAGCCAAAAGUGGGUUGUCCGAGUCGGAACUUGAGGACUUGAUAUCUUUGGAUGACAAAGUGUUGGACGACGUGUACCAGUACCAUCUACCGCCAGUCAGAAGAAUCCCUCCCCUGUUGUGGACGAGGAUCAGAAAUGAUUUGCCCAAUUAUCUGUCAGAAAGAGAGGCUGACGGAGUGAGUGUCAUGAACUGGUACCACAGACAGUUCCGGGAGGCAGCCAAGGAACGGUACUUCAAAAACAUGAACAUGGCCAUGUACUUUCACUCGAUGAUCGCCGAUUACUUUUUGGGAAUUUGGGGCGGCGGUAAACCGAAACCUUUUAAAUACACCGAGAUCCAAAGACACAGAUUUAACUUGACCGAUAAAGAAGGCGUGGCUGAUCGUAAAGUGCCGGUUCAGCCUUUGUUGUUCAUGUCCAAGGACGGUAAAAUAUCCAGAUACAACUUGCGAAAGUUCGGAGAGUUGCCCUUCCAUCUGGUGAGAUCUAGACGGUUCAAGGAUUUGUACGAGAACGUUCUGUUCAAUUACGAGUGGUUGCACGCAAAAUUGUCUUCCUGUCCUUUACAAGCUGUCCUGGCAGAUUACGAGGAUGCCUCCACCAACAUCGACAACAAAGACUCCAAAAGGGAGCUGAUGUUGGUGGCAGACGCAUUGAGAUUAGGCGGCGCAGUCUUGGGCCAAUAUCCCAACAUGCUGGCCCCCCAAUUAAUCGGAAGACUUUUGCCGGAAGUGGAGUCCAAUCCGAACAUAAAAAUGCUACUGAACGAUUGUGACGUAAAAGGUCCGAUGCACUGCGCCCUUUUGCCUUUGUAUCACUGCUUGCACACACCUGGAGGACCACUCAAAUACUCUCUGGAAGGUCACCAAUUUGCGGUGUUUUCAAUAUGUUUAACAUCAGAUUACCGCUACAUUGUGUCGAUUUCCAACCGUUUCAUUACUUGGGACUUGUCGACGAGCGAUUUAACACGCGACGUCAAUCCGAACAUAGAAGGAAUAAUGCAGCAUUUAGUCCUGAGUCCGGACAACAAAUGGGCGGCUGCUUACACCAACAACAAUCAAACCGUCCUUUUGAACAUGCUCUCAAGUGAAUACGUGACCAUCGAUAAUCCGUUAACAGACGAAUCUCCCGUCAUUGGAAUUUACUUAUUAAAUUAUAAUUUGUUCAUUUAUGGUGCCGGUUCUUGGUUCAGAUACGAUAUGAGAGGCAACUUUGAGGAGGAAUUUAAUGUUAGAAACGUUGACAAAAGUGAAUGGCCAAUUCUUUCCAUGGAGUUUGACAACAAAGAAGAAUACCGCAUAAUUUUCUGGAAAAACAGCUUGGAAGACGAGAAAAUGUUGUUUUUAUAUCACAACAACGCGGGAGGAGAUUUUGAAAUGAAAAGUUUUCGCGGAGCAAUGAUAACAAACGCUAAUAAAGAUGUCUUGUAUUGUUGCGCCAACGAAAACGACUACACGGUUUCGAAAUUCAUCAGGAACGACUCCGAAAAAGUUUGGGAGUUCGUCGAAGACUUGCCUAAACUGGACGACGAAGCUGAAGCGAUGCUUCAGCUGAAAUUGGGCUCGCAGGACACAAUUUUAUACGGAACGACAAGUAACGGAUUUGUUAUUUGGGACUUGAACGAAGAUAACAAAGCGACGGUUUUGACACUUCCCUACGGAACCAGAAACAUCACAACUAAAAUGCUCCAAUCAAACUCGAUAAUGCUGAGCGGCCACAAAAAUUACGCCAUUGCAGGAGUUCGGAAAAAUUUGUACGUGUGGAGCAUGGAAAGUCGUAACUUGAUGAAAAUCUUGGACGCACAUUUCGGUAGAAUCAUACAACUGGAAGCGUUGACAAUAGGAAACUGGAACAGCAUCGUCACGUCGUCGAUUGAUCGCACCGUCAAAGUGUGGAACAUCAACAACAUAUUCGAACAGGUGCACGUAAUCGACAGACACGAGUUGCAAGUCGAUUCCAUCAGUCUUUCGGAUAAUUUGAGUUUGGCAGUGACGGCAACCAGGAACUGUGUGGGAGUUUGGGACUUGAGGAUCGGGAAACUCGUCUGCAAACUCGCCGACAGUCCUUUGGGAGCGAUCGUCACGCACGCCAUCAUCACCCCGGAUGGAAAGUACAUAAUAUCGGCAGAAACUGGAAAUUUAUUGAUUUGGCUGAGACUGACGCAACAGGUGGUGUUCAAAGACGAACAACCGGGCAUCAAACAACUGACUUUAAUCGAUUCGGGGACGAAAGUCUUAUCGAUUUCCAAGCCGAGCAAUCCACCGGGCUCGGAUCUGGUGCGAACGGUGGCCACCGUUUGCCUACGCGAAAUACCCAGUGGCGAAAUGAUUUACAGUUUCGAGUAUCCGGUGAGGAGUAUCACCGGUGUCCCGUUCAGACCCGCCGUCGUUACCAGUGAUAAUCAACAUUUAGUUGUUUCUGCAGCCGACAAAACUAACAGAGACUGUUUAAUUGUUCACAACGCCCAAAAUGGGGCCCCGGUUCACAAAAUUACACUGAAACAAUGCGGAAUCAAAGACAUUUCUGGACUAGUUGCGAUGCCACACAAAGGACACCAAGUGGCGGUUCUUUCCACCGAUAAAGGAGCAAUCGUGGACAUUAAAAGCAAAAAGCAUUUAAGAACCAUUCCCAAAUGGGGAGGGAGCAUAACUAAAGAUGGAAAAUACGGUUUAUACGCUCCUUCAAGAGGUGGUUUGGAGUUGUUGGAGUUGAAAAAGGGAAACUCUGUUAAAACGUACAUUCCGCGAGUUGCUGAAGGAGUUUUCACAAUAAUUUGCUUGUUUAACAAAACAGACGAGUACGUAUUGUAUUAUCACAGCGGAAAGAAAACUUUACGAGUAUUCAGGACGGAAGAUGCAGAAAUGGUGGCGAAUUACAGGGUGCAAGCUGAAUUAACGGCCGUCGAAAGUACUCCGGAUGGUAAAGCGUUAGUUUUGGGUACUGUGGACGGUUGUGUUUCCGUUUUGGCGAUUGUGGACACUGAGAAAAACGAUAUGAACAAGUAUUUGGCCGAAAUGCCUUCCAGAGAUGAAGGAUGGAAGAAGAAGGUGCAAAAACAAAAAGCUCAAACAAGAUUUAAAGCAGUCGGAACAAUCGCCCGACUUUCAACUACAUUUUGUAAUGAAACUUCGACAAAUAUUGAAGGAAAAGCUACAGAAAAUUCCCAAGAAGAACAUUCUGAAACACCCGCUUAAGCAUAUAUUAUAUAUAUUUCGUUUAAUGUUUUAAUGUUCAUUUUAAUUCGAAGAUUCAAAUAAUCUUUUAAAAUGCGUAGAUUGUAUAAAUUAUUAAAAUAUUUAUUUAAGUGAGUA
Messenger RNA from Aethina tumida (small hive beetle), 5255 nucleotides. RefSeq names its product NACHT and WD repeat domain-containing protein 2. The coding region runs from base 21 to 5138 and encodes 1705 amino acids. NCBI's taxonomy places the organism in Eukaryota, Metazoa, Arthropoda, Insecta, Coleoptera, Nitidulidae. The transcript is spliced from 20 exons. Gene Ontology annotation, molecular function: protein binding. The record is from RefSeq and is a predicted model, not a curated record.